Pezoporus occidentalis (night parrot) is the source of this 905-nucleotide messenger RNA. It is a transcript of the gene SMDT1, whose product is annotated as single-pass membrane protein with aspartate rich tail 1. The transcript has 3 exons. Gene Ontology annotation, cellular component: mitochondrial inner membrane; uniplex complex. The record is from RefSeq and is a predicted model, not a curated record. NCBI's taxonomy places the organism in Eukaryota, Metazoa, Chordata, Aves, Psittaciformes, Psittacidae. Bases 97 to 390 code for a protein of 97 amino acids. Gene Ontology annotation, biological process: calcium import into the mitochondrion; mitochondrial calcium ion homeostasis.
ACCUCGCCCCUCCCCUUAGCCUCGCGAGAACAGGAGGCCCCUCAGCCCCGGGUGACUCCUUGGCUAGGCGGUUACGGGAGCCCAGCCCGAGGGAGGAUGACCACAGCGGGUGGGCGGCUGUUGGCCGCGGCCGCGGCUCACUCGGGACGGGUAUGGCGGGGCGGGCCGCGCCUCACACCGGCCGUGUCGCUUGUGCCCUCCCGGAGCGCCACCGUUACUCGCAGCGGCGCCAUUUUGCCCAAGCCGGUUAAGACGCCCUUCGGUCUCCUCAGAGUGUUCAGCGUGGUGAUUCCCUUCCUGUAUGUUGGCACUCAGAUCAGUAAGAACUUCGCAGCCCUGCUUGAAGAACAUGAUAUCUUUGUCCCAGAGGAUGAUGACGACGAUGAUUAACGGAACUGAACAAUUUAAAAGCAUUCCAGAAUCCAUUGGAACAAAGUGUCUGGAGUAGCUGGGACCACUCAGAUUCAUUGGAUAAAGGAAGAGCAGAAAUUACUCACUUUCAUCUGCAGUGCAUUACACUUUCCACCAUUUUAUGUCAUUUCAUUUGGCUUGGCCUUGUGUAAAGAUUUGCGUUUGGGUGUAUUUGAUUCUUUAUAGAAUGAAGCUGUUUCAAAGAAGGUCUUGUAAAUAGUGUUGCUUUAUAACUGGUUUGGUGUAGUCCAUUUGAUAAAGGGAUUUUCCAGCACGCACCACACAGCUAAAACCAAAGAAAAUGUUGUAAAGACUGCAGUGACCUGUUAGAAACUCCUUCUAUGUAAACCCUAUUUGUGUGGUUCAGGGGGAGGGAGAGGUUCACUAGAGCUCAGUACCACGUAUCUGAAGAGUAAUGGCUUCUUAUUAUAUUUGCAGAAGUGUCACAGAAGAACAGAAGGGAGAAAGCCAUUGGCAAAGCAAUGGUUCCAGCA